CCCUUUUUUAAAUACACAAAGGAUAAGAAGGAAGAGAACGAAAGAAAGGAAAACUUUUGGUGUGUUUGCUUACUGGUAAGAGAUUUGUCAAACUUUCUUUGUUUGUGAAAUGGGGGAUUUGGAAAAGCAAGUAGAGGUGAAUCGAAGGAAGGAGGAAGAUGAAGAGGAGAAGCUGUUAAUGGAAGGAAUGAGUGUUUUGGAUUUUGAUAUGUUAUGUUCUACUGUGGCUAUGCAAACACAAGGCAAAUAUUGGGUCAAACUUGAAAGCAAAGAAGAAGAGGAAGAAGGUGAUUUGCGUCAUUAUAAUAAUGGAGUUGGAGGUGGCGGUGGUGGUUUCAGGAUGUGGGAAGGUGAAGUUCUUGAUUGCUUUGAUGACCGCCGCAUUGCCAUUGAAUCUCUUUGCUGUCCAUGCUAUAGAUUUGGAAAAAACAUGAGACGAACUGGUUUUGGUUCUUGUUUUCUUCAGGGAGUCGUAUAUUACGCUUUUGCUUUCAGUGCCCUUCUCAGCUUUGUUGCCUUUAUUGUGACGAAGCAUCUCUACUUUCUGUAUUUUUCAGUUGCAAUUACCUUCUUUAUAGGAAUGUAUUUGGGUUUCUUCCGCACACAGAUGAAAAAGAAAUUUAACAUCAGGGGUAGUGAUAGUUCUUUGGAUGAUUGUGUCUACCAUCUGAUCUGCUCCUGCUGUUCAUUAUCCCAGGAAUCCAGGACAUUGGAGAUGAACAAUGUCCAAGAUGGUAUCUGGCAUGGUCGGGGUGAUACUAUAUGUGUAGGUAGUUAUAGUGAAGGAAAUAAAGUGUUCCUGGAAUUGCACCCGCCUUCUGCUGUUGCAGCAAAGUCCCCUGACAUUUGCAGCAUGCAAAAAAGUACUGAUCUCAGUGACCAAUCUUCAACUUGAGGUGUUUGGGCAUCUAUGACCUUGAUCUCUGCAUCAACAUAUUAUCAGCUUCCGCUUGUUUGUUUCCCUGAAGAAAGGGUUGAUACACAGGCUGUAUCACCAAUCUUGUUUAUGAGAAGCCAUCAGAGGGCAGCGUGGAGCAUUUGCUGCCUAUCCUAAGAACGCUGCCCUUUCAAAUCAAGGAAGAUGGCCUGCUUUAGAGUAUCCGAUAAAGAAGAUGUUUCCAGUCCAUGCGGACAACUCAGACUUGCAUUUAACAAGAGUUUGGUUAUCGGUUAGACCCUUGUUCUUAAUGUGCUUUGCUUAGCUGUGAAAAUUGUAAAUAUUGUAGUUACGUUUAUUCUGUGAAGCAACACUAUUUAUUUCA
Populus trichocarpa (black cottonwood) is the source of this 1262-nucleotide messenger RNA. RefSeq lists its product as uncharacterized. The record is from RefSeq and is a predicted model, not a curated record. Bases 110 to 895 code for a protein of 261 amino acids. The transcript is spliced from 5 exons. NCBI's taxonomy places the organism in Eukaryota, Viridiplantae, Streptophyta, Magnoliopsida, Malpighiales, Salicaceae.